UCCGGGACGAUAUUUGCCAAAGGCAACCACGCAUUUAAGAAGAGUGGCACCCGAACGUAUUUAGCAUAAAUUCAGACGUAAAUCUGCAGACGAUCAAAUCAACAGGAAACGUUUGCCAAACGAUUUUAACCAGCUGUUUUAGAACUUGGAGAAUUCUCACAAAGUCGGUGUAUGUUGCAGUGAACGGAUGUUAUUGUCACCACUAAACACGUGUUUUCUUAUAUUUAUUCUCUAGUUUUGGAGCAAAAGUGUUAUAGUUACAAAAACAUGAAACUGUUUCUUAGUUUGAUUCCAAGUUGAAAUACCGGAAGAAAAAAAAAACAUCUAUCCGUGCUUGUUGUUAUUUUGCUUGGAGUGUGACAACAUUAUGCGUCAGUGACAAAAUAUUUGUGUAAGAAAGAAGAAAAUAUUCUUAGGAAUUACUGAUUUUUUUUCAAUUAAUAUAAGAUGGAUGUGAUUGAUUUGUGGGAGCUGUUGUCCUAUGUGGAUGGUUUAUCGUUCGAAACUUAUCCAUGGGAUUUAUUUUAUUUAUGUCAUCCAUCAAUCAAUAUAGAAAGAAACCAGUCCGAAAUCUCAUCCAAGACUGGCGAUGUUUCCCAUGAAGAAACAGACUACAACGAAACACAGCGGAAUGAUGACAACGAAAUCAUUUCCUUCAAUCAUGUUCCUCCGGAAGAAGUGCCUAACCAUCAGGUGGUGCAAAUAACACAUUCCAAUCAAACAUUUAUUACAGAAAAUAGUAAUGACUAUCAAAAUGCCUUAGAAUCAUCAGAUACAAGAGAGUCAAAAGAUGAAUCACUUGACCAAAGCAGCCUUCUUAUUGAUACGUCCACAGAUAUUCAAAAUAACCAGUCAUUGCAAGAAUCUAUGUUAACGCUACAGUUAUCUCUCGAAGAUAGAUCAGCACUGUCAGCUUUUGAGAAACUAAGUAAGAAAAAUCCAGAUGAGUCUAUGGAUGUUGCCAAAUUGCCUGAAAAUGCAUCAAAAAAUAGAUAUAAAGAUGUCCUGCCAUAUGAUAGUUCUCGAGUUAUUUUAAAAGAAGGAACAGAUGGUGAUUACAUAAAUGCUUCUUUUGUUCAUAUGCCUCUACCUCACCCAAGGAAACCUAAUGAAUAUAUUGCUGCCCAAGGUCCUCUUCCUCAAACAUGUAAUGAUUUUUGGCAGGUGAUUUGGGAACAAAAUGUUGGCAUCGUAGUUAUGGUGACUCCUUUAAAAGAACGGAAUCGCGUAAAAUGUCAUCAAUAUUGGCCUGAUUUGUAUCAAACUGGCAGUUAUAAUGAGAUGCAAGUAACUUGCUUCAGUGAAACUACAUCCACCACUGGUAUCACAAGAGAUUUCCUUGUAAGCCAUCAAAAGGUGAAUGAAGAGCGUCAUGUUAUUCAGUUACAAUAUGUCAACUGGCCAGAUCAUGGAGUGCCUGUUGAUUGCACCGAUUUUUUGGAAUUCGUCCAUCAACUUAGAGAUCUUCGUAGAGAUGUAGGGGGAACUGUUUUGGUUCAUUGCAGUGCUGGUGUGGGAAGAACUGGAGUUCUUAUACUUAUGGAAACAGCACUGGCAUACAUGGAUGCAGAUGAACCCAUAUAUCCUUUGGAACUACUUAAAACGAUGAGAAAUCAAAGGGUCAUGAUGGUACAAACUGUGGUCCAAUAUAAAUUUAUUUGUGAAGCUCUCCUAAAGGCAUAUAAUGAUAGAUGUAAGAAAAUGAAAGAAGAUUGAUUGUUAAAGUAGAUUCCUAGUGAUGAGCCCAAGUCUUUCCAAUGUGAUGUGAAGUGCCCCAUUAUCCUGCUGCAGCAAUUAGGGUGUUUUUUAUAAGCGUAAACUGUUCUUUAUAAUGUUGAAUACUUUUUCUAUGACUGGAACUAACUUUUAUGUGUAUAUAACAUUGUGGACAGCACAGGUGACAUCAAAUAUAGUGAUCGAUUUCCUUAAGUUGGUAAUACUAUCUAGUAUUUUACUAAUAUAAUAAGACUAUUCCAAAUAGUUUAUACAAGUGUUUUCUUGUAUUUUUGUUUAGAAAGGUUCUACUAAAUGGGAGCCUUCCUUCUUGUUAAAUGCUUUACAAAAUAUUGAAUGUAAUCAGCCUAUGCAUUUCAUAAAGUCAUUUUCAUUCAUCUGUA
Molecule: messenger RNA, 2117 nt
Organism: Argiope bruennichi
Lineage: Eukaryota; Metazoa; Arthropoda; Arachnida; Araneae; Araneidae
Product: tyrosine-protein phosphatase non-receptor type 4-like
Exons: 12
Coding region: 448-1716 (422 amino acids)
Biological process (GO): protein dephosphorylation
Molecular function (GO): protein tyrosine phosphatase activity
Source: RefSeq, a predicted model, not a curated record